GCUCCAGGAAAAAGUGCAACAGCACCUCUGCUCAGGAGGGAGCAUUUAUUGAGCUCCAGCUGUGCCCUGGGGUUCUUACUCAGGUCUCCUACAUUUAACCGCCCAAGUUCCUUGAUGGCCCUUGGCCGGGAGAGCCUCCAGCCCUGGCGGGGUUCUAGAUCUCUGGAGGCUGGGCCUAGGGAAGCAGGAUGGAGGUACCAGAGCCCAGCUCCGACCACCAGGGUGGCAUGGGCCCCCGCAGACCGUCGGUCGGAGAAGGACCACGCAAGUGUAGACCCGCGGCGCCCAGCACCUACCCUAGUGGGUACGUUGCCUUCUUAGGCGGGGUGCUGGCUCCUCCCGCGGCAGCCACGCCCGCAGUAGCCAGUCUUGGUCCCUUUAAGAGGCGCCGACCUGCCUGCCUUCCUGCCUGCCUGCUGCCUCCGCCAUGGCCGCGCUGCAGCUGGAGGACAAGCUGACCUGCGCCAUCUGCCUGGGGCUCUACCAGGACCCGGCGACUCUGCCCUGCGGCCACAACUUCUGUAAGGCCUGCAUCCAGAACUGUUGGCGCAGCUGUCAGAAAGAGUGCCCCGAGUGCCGCCAGCCCUUCCCGGAUGGCGCCGAGCCGUGCCGCAACGUGGCGCUCAGCGACCUGCUGGAGAUGCUGCGCCCCGGCCCCGGCGCUGGCGCGGGCCCCGGCGCGGGCCCUGGCGCGGACCCCGGCGCUCGCGCGCGCUGCCCUCACCACGGACGUCCCCUCGAGCUCUUCUGCCGCACCGAGGGCCGCUGCGUGUGCAGCGUCUGCACGGUGCAGGACUGUGGCCUCCACGAGCGGGCGCUGCUGGAAGCCGAGCGCCGCGAGCGCGAGGCCCAGCUGAGAGCCAAACUGGAGAUCACCCAACAGCAGGCCACUCAGGCCAAGGCCCAGCUCCAGGAGCUGCAGCAGCAAAGCAGCCAGAUCCAGAGCGCGGCCUGCACUCUGGCCUCAGUGGUCUCUGGCAAGUUCAGCUGCCUGCUGCAGGCCCUGGAAAUGCGGAGGGCCUCGGCGCUGAAGGGCAUCGAGACCUCCAAGACACAGGCGCUGACACAGGCCAGGGAAGAGGAGCAGCGGCUGCACAACCACCUGGAGGCCCUGGCUCAAUAUGGCCACAGGGUCCAGGGUCUCCUGGAGCAAGUGGAUGACCAGACCUUCCUGCAGGAGUCACAGCUGCUCUUUGAGCCCCCAGAGCCCCUUGGGCCACUGACCCCUCCACAGUGGGACGAAGACCAGCAGCUGGGUGACCUAAAGGAGUUGCUGAGCCUGCUAUGUGGUCUUCUCCUGGAAGAGGGGAACCCCCCCAGGGUGCCAGCCAAGGCUGCUAACUCGGGCCCCAUGGAGGUCCCAGGUCCCCUGGCACUGGUCUCAAGCACACCGAUGUGUCCACUGAGGAGGAAACUCUGGCAGAAUUAUCGCAAUCUCACCUUUGACCCAGAUAGUGCCAACCGCCACUUGCGCCUGUCCCACCAGAACCAGCAGGUGAAGCACCAUCGCCAGCCCCGGGGGCCAGCGAGGCCAGGCAGCUUUGAGCUCUGGCAGGUGCAGUGUUCCCAGAGCUUCCAGGCUGGACGGCACUACUGGGAGGUGCGUGCUUCUGGCCACUCAGUGACCCUGGGUGUCGCCUACCCAGAACUGACGCGACACAAGCAGGGAACCCACACAGACAAUAUCGGCCGUGGGCCCUCCUCCUGGGGCCUCUGUGUGCAGGAGGACAGCAUCCAGGCCUGGCACGAGGGAGCGGCCCAGCGCCUCCCCAGCUUGUCUGGGCGGCUCGUGGGCAUGGAUUUGGACCUGACCUCAGGCUGCCUCACCUUCUACAGCCUGGAGCCGCAGACCAAGCUCCUGCACACCUUCCAUGCCCUCUUCAGUCGGCCCCUUUGUCCGGUUUUCUGGCUCCUAGAGGGCAGGACCCUCACCCUGUGCCAUCAGCCUGGAGCCAAGCUCCCUCCAGGAUCCCAGGGAGAGACCUCAGGUUUCAACUGAGGAAGGCACAGGAUGGAACUCUUGGCUAGGGACAGGUGCCACUGUGCCUUGUAUGCCCAAGUGCAGCCCAGCCUCUGACCUGGGGACCUGAGGCCAGAGUUCUAGAAGGACUGGACAUUGGCCUCAAUGAACUCAGAGGCAGGCAAUGGGGAGCCCAAACUGAGUUUACUUUUCUAGCUGCUUUGAAGGGAACAGGGACCAGAAGGGGAUAAAAUAGGAGCCCUUAGUCCUGAGCAGAACCUAGUUCUUAGCAUUACCUGGGCCUCACAGACUAGAGCAGUGCCCAUGGUACUCCUGGCCUUCCAGAGGAGCACAGGUGACCAAAUAAGAUCUAUCAGCCCUAGUUUACCUUCCAGGAGACCAUGCAGACAAAAAAGCAGUCCCCACGAAGGCAGGUGAACCACAAAUGACUCCAAGAAACAGUCUAAUGACUAUCAAAUUUAUUUACCCAUUAUUGAACAUUUAAAUCGUUUUAUUUAUGGCUAUAAAAAUGUUACUGUGAUGAAUACUUUUAGCAGGAAGUUUUGGCCAUAUUUAGAGUUAGGUUAAAUUCCUAAAGUAGAAUUGUUUGUCAUAAGACAACAUUUUUUUUUUUUUUUUUUUUUU
Messenger RNA from Sciurus carolinensis (gray squirrel), 2605 nucleotides. It is a transcript of the gene Trim65, whose product is annotated as tripartite motif containing 65. Bases 428 to 1999 code for a protein of 523 amino acids. The record is from RefSeq and is a predicted model, not a curated record. Gene Ontology annotation, biological process: positive regulation of autophagy. The transcript is spliced from 6 exons. NCBI's taxonomy places the organism in Eukaryota, Metazoa, Chordata, Mammalia, Rodentia, Sciuridae. Gene Ontology annotation, molecular function: protein binding; zinc ion binding.